AUCGAGGAAAUGCUGAGGACAACCAUAAAGAACUAUUGUCCAAAUGUCGACCAUGAGAUAUCUGUAAGGUGCAUAUGUCCGAAUGUGGAAGAGGAAAAGCGAACUUUAGUGCCUAUUUCAGAAAAGGAUCUUAAUCGUGGUCACAAACUAUGUAUAUCUCACCACCAUUCGAUAAAACUGGACCAAUAUAAACUAUGGUACAACACUUCAAGCACGGCGAAAUCCAAAUCAGGAGUAACAGGCGAAAGGCCAACUAAGCAAACCCGAA
This is a messenger RNA of Owenia fusiformis, 268 nucleotides long. NCBI's taxonomy places the organism in Eukaryota, Metazoa, Annelida, Polychaeta, Sabellida, Oweniidae. The record is from the annotation of a GenBank genome assembly.